GAUUGAUAUUGGUAUUAGUGAGUUUUCCUUUCACUAUAACUGUCGCGACCGGGGUUGUGACAUUCACUGUACAGCAUAAUAUAUUACAAUUGAAUUUAUACAAGCUAAAUAUACAACUGUACAAAAUGGUUAUUGCCAUUGGCUUUGAAGGCAGUGCCAACAAACUUGGUAUUGGUAUAGUGAAAGAUGGAGAGGUUCUGUCAAACUGUCGAAGAACUUACAUUACACCUCCAGGGGAAGGAUUUCUUCCUCGUGAAACUGCUCAACACCAUCGUGAGAAAGCCCUUAUAAUUCUUCAGGAGGCGUUGGAUGAAGCAAAAGUAAAACCUCAAGAUAUCGAUGUUGUGUGCUACACCAAAGGUCCAGGCAUGGGAGCGCCCCUUGUGUCCACAUCAGUUGUUGCCUUGACUGUUGCUCAACUGUGGAACAAGCCUGUGAUUGGAGUUAAUCACUGUAUUGGUCACAUUGAGAUGGGGCGGCUAAUCACUGGGGCAGACAACCCCACUGUGCUCUAUGUAAGUGGAGGCAACACACAAGUAAUUGCCUAUUCUCGGCGAAGGUAUCGUAUCUUUGGGGAAACGAUUGACAUAGCUGUAGGAAAUUGUUUGGACAGAUUUGCAAGGGUACUUAAAUUGUCAAAUGAUCCUAGCCCAGGCUACAAUAUUGAGCAAAUGGCCAAAAACGGGAAGAAAUUACUGAAAAUGCCGUAUGUAGUCAAAGGUAUGGAUGUUUCAUUUUCGGGUAUUUUAUCUUUUAUGGAAGAACGUGCUGAAAGUCUGCUUGAUUUGGGAGAGUAUACUGCAGAGGACCUGUGCUUCUCCUUGCAAGAGACUAUUUUUGCCAUGCUUGUUGAAACCACAGAGAGAGCUAUGGCUCACUGUGAAUCUUCUGAAGUCCUAAUUGUAGGAGGAGUUGGCUGUAAUUUAAGACUUCAAGAAAUGAUGGGUAUUAUGUGUAAAGAACGCAACGCCAAGCUAUUUGCUACAGAUGAUAGAUUUUGUAUUGAUAAUGGUGCUAUGAUUGCUCAUGCUGGACUAGAAAUGUUUUCGCAUGGUUGGAAAACAUUAUGGGAGGAAACUACAUGUACUCAAAGGUAUCGCACUGAUGAGGUUGAAGUCACUUGGAGAGGAGAGUAACAUUAUUUAAAAAUUAAAGGCUUUUGGUCUGAGAA
Frankliniella occidentalis (western flower thrips) is the source of this 1171-nucleotide messenger RNA. It is a transcript of the gene Tcs3, whose product is annotated as probable tRNA N6-adenosine threonylcarbamoyltransferase. The transcript is spliced from 7 exons. Gene Ontology annotation, cellular component: EKC/KEOPS complex; cytoplasm. Gene Ontology annotation, biological process: tRNA threonylcarbamoyladenosine modification. Lineage: Eukaryota; Metazoa; Arthropoda; Insecta; Thysanoptera; Thripidae. Bases 126 to 1136 code for a protein of 336 amino acids. The record is from RefSeq and is a predicted model, not a curated record.